Rasamsonia emersonii CBS 393.64 is the source of this 2880-nucleotide messenger RNA. RefSeq lists its product as uncharacterized. Gene Ontology annotation, molecular function: protein-N-terminal amino-acid acetyltransferase activity. Gene Ontology annotation, biological process: N-terminal peptidyl-methionine acetylation. NCBI's taxonomy places the organism in Eukaryota, Fungi, Ascomycota, Eurotiomycetes, Eurotiales, Trichocomaceae. Bases 1 to 2880 code for a protein of 959 amino acids. The record is from RefSeq and is a predicted model, not a curated record. Gene Ontology annotation, cellular component: NatB complex; cytoplasm. The transcript has 7 exons.
AUGUCGACCACGACCGACGCCGUUUUCCACCGGCGUAACAAGCAGAUCCAAGACGCCAUUGACGGACAGAACCUCAAGCAGGCCCUGCAGCUAUGCGAGAAACGAAUAAAGAAAGGGGAAGAUACGAGGUUUUUGAGGGCAUGGAAAGCACACAUUCUUUUCCGCCAUGCCGAUGAAGCUCACCACCAGCGAGGAAUCGCCGAAACCCUCGAAAUCUGCAACCUCGAGCCUCCGACCACAGACUUGGAUACGCUUGACAUACUACAUCAGACUCUGCAGAAAUUGGACGGCCAUGAAGCUACCAUGCGUGGGCUCUGGGAAAAGGCUGCAAAGGCCAAGCCGCAGGACCUCGAGGUGCAGAUGAGAUGGUUCACGUAUGCGUUCGAGGACGGGGAUUGGAAGUCAGCGCAAAAGGCCGCAAUGAGCCUCCAGAAUAACUUCCCCAAAACGCGCAAGUACUAUUUCUGGGCCAUCUUCCUUUGCUACCUGAUUACUGUUGAUCCGUCCGCCUCAGAUGCGGAUCGCAAGCUCUUUGGGACUUUGGCAUAUCGUAUGAUCUCCAAGGCUGCCGAGAGUGUCCCUGCCGAUCCGAAAGAGUUGCUGAGCCCCCCUAGAGCUAUACAAACCGCCGAAGAGCUUUUCCUUCUCAUCAAAAUCUUCGAGUCUCAAGGACGCCACGAGGAGAUCGUGAAAAUUCUCGACAGCGAAAACCUCGGCAUUAAGUCACGUAUCGUGCAGAAUGACUGGUUUUUCGUCAGGGCCAAGCUGCUCAACCUGGAGAAGGCGGAAUUGUGGACUGACGGGCUGGGAUUUGCACGAGAUCUCCUGACAAUACCUGAGGACGAGAAAGCUGCCAAGGCUGCCCUUCAGGAAAGGGACGACUGGGGGGUUUGGGGGUUGCUGGUAUCCGCGACCAAGAAGAUGAACAAUCCUGACACGACCAAGCAAACGCAGGAGUUCGUGGAGGAGUUCAUCCAACGUUUUCCGAAAUCACGCAAUGCGCAGUUGGCUCUCCUUGACCUCACUUUGUGGAAGAUACAGACCGGCGUUCUUACUGCUGCGGAUCUGCUCAGUGCUUGCAAGGCAUAUUAUGACCGUAAUAGCAACAAAUUGUAUUGCUUCGGCGAUCUGCGGAAAUAUGUGGUGAAUCUCGGGAAAGACGACAUCAGCGACUUUGUCGACCAUGUCCUCCAGAAAGCAGAUAGCCUGAGCAGCGAAAAGGACGUAUGUAGUCGUUUUCCUCCGAUUAUGUGGUCAAAGGCUGAUCCCUUCCAGGGAGUUUCAAAAAUCAAUGCACUCAAAUUUGAAUACAGUCUCCGGUUAUUUUAUGAUGACAGUGCCUCAAGGGACAAAGUCGAAGACUUUGUCUCGCGCUGUCUACAGGCGUACCGGCAAGCGGAGCGCCCCAAACGAGAUGAGUCGCCAUCGACAAUUGAAAACCGACCAAGCGAUGAUCUCUGCCUGCUCGCCGUGAUGGCUCUUAUCCGUAUUAGCGACAAUUGGCAGAGAAGCCAGCAAAAUAAGUCGCCUAGCUCCGUGUUGAUUCGUGCGGCCGGCAUUUUGGAACGUCUUUUACAGGAUUCACCACACAACUACCAGGCCUUGCUUCUCUUAGUAAGGUUGUAUCUUGUCCUUGGAGCUGGAUCUAUCGCCCUGAAGACCUUCAGCAAACUAUCCGUGAAACAGAUGCAGUACGAAACUGUCGCACAUAACCUCUUUACCCGUCUUUCCACCGUUCACCCACAUUCAGCGCCUCCGAUCGAGGGCGCGGAAUACAAGGAUUUCAACCCACAGUCGGCGCUUGUGCAAGCCCUCACCUUCUAUCGGAACGCGGAUGUGACUGCAACGAGAUCACGGACCAGUGGUCUUAAUUACGGCAGCUAUGUCAACAUCGAAGGCAGUAUUGACCUUCAGAAGCGGCUAAGACAUAGCAUUUGCAGACGGAUGUGGGCCUUGGACGUGCGACGCAUGCAGAGGCUUGUUGGUGGAGAUCCAAUGGGUCGUUACGAUGAAUUAGCGGCGGAUACAUCUCCGUUGAUUGACCAGCGGACGUUUGAUGCCUUCAUGAACUGUGAACCACCACACCGGCCGACAUUCGAGGAGCAGCUGCGCCUCGGGCCCCUGCCUCGGGACCGCUGGGUAAAAUCUGCCAGGGUGACAGACCGGCUCUUUUCUGUCUUGAAAGCGAUGGCAGCUCAAAAACCAGUGAAGCUGGAGCCUGAGUUGUCUGCCCUUGAAGAGUUGACCCUGUCGGAUACGGAGUCCGACAUGACACCUUCCGAACAAGACAACGCGAAGAUUCAUCAUGUCCUUCUCAAGGUCGUAUCGUUUCUCAACGACUCCAAAUCCAUCCAAGGGGAAGAGCUGGAAGGCCUCCUUACACAGGUCGAGGAUUGGCUCACAUCGACGCUGGAGUCUGUCUCCUCUGAGACCGCUGCUUUUGCAAACACGACCAUCUCCUUGCUAUCUGGAAAACCGUCUGUGCCAUCCUGGCUGUAUCUUCACAGAAGCUUCACCGUUCUCGAGACCCUCAAGGCGCUGUCUCUGGUGCUGUCCGUAUCUUCCAGGAAGUCUUCCAAGUCAGCCGCAAAGCUUCCCAAAGAGCGCGCCGAGCGUCUUGGGGCGCUGGUGGGUCACGUCCACGAGCGCAUCAAAUCGAACACCCGUGCUCUGAAAUCACACAUCUCGGAGCCCGGCAUGCUGGGAGCCUUGAUCGAUCUGGUCAUGAUUGGCGAUUCCGAUGAUGGCGAUGGUGGAAGCAGCCAGCUCCGCAAUGAACUCGAGAUCACUCUCGACCCGGGUGCAUUGGAGGUAUUCUGUGGGGAAUUGAUGGAGAGCUGGGAAGAGGGACUGGACGGGAUCCUGUCGGUUGUUAUCUAG